AUGGUCGAUCAGCUGGUGGGAGCUGCUGACGUAGUGGUGAUAAAUGACUCCGCGCCGCUGCCGUGGCUAACCCAGCAGCAGCAGCAGCGGCGGCAGCAGCAGCAGCAGCAGCAGCAGCAGCAGCAGCGCCGCGGAGGUGGAGGUGGGGGCGGCGGCGGCGGCGGCGGCAGUCGCAGCCGCGGCGUAAAAGUGCAGGGGUUCUACCUGGUCGAGGCGCGGCUCCUGUUCCUGCCGCACAAGGAUGGCGCGCGGGGCUGGAACGUGCUCCUCACGCUCGCACUGCGCAAAGACCCCCUGCCGGACGGGAACUCGGGGCUGCACUCCCUGUGCAACGGUGGGGCGGCGCGCGUAUUCGGGAACAUUCAAGUGACGGAGCUGCGCGGGCAGCCGCGCACUGGCGCGUACGGCAGCGACCCUGCGCCACCUGCGGCGGUCGUCCCCGUUUCUCGCGCUGGCGGCGGCAGCAGCAGCAGCGGCGGCGACGACGGCGCAAGCGGUAGCGGCGCGAGCACGGCGGCCAGCCGCGCAGCGGCAGGCGGCGGGGCGAGCACGAGCAGCAGCAGCGCCGGCGCUGGCGCCCCACCGGCGCCAACGCCGGCGCCCGCCGCGGCCGCUACGGCCGCCGCAGCUUCUGCUCCCAGCGCCGGCGAGGCCUGGCUGACGUCGCAGAGGCAGCUGCUCGAGUGGCGGCUGGGCCUGACCACCGGCACGCCGGUGCUGCUCGUGGAUCCCGCCUCGGGCGUCAUAAUGGGGCGCGCCGAGGCAGUUGACGCGCCAUUGCCGAACGACGCGCGCGCCGCUGCGGGCGCAGGGCACGCGCCGACGCCGCUCACGGUGGGCGGCUGGCCCCCCAAGGGGCGGUACAUGCUGGCCCUGCGCGUGACUGAGGUGCGGCGUGAGGGGCCGCUGGGCGGCGGCGUCGUCGACGUCCACCACCCCAUCUUUGUGGCCGCGGCGUGCCCUGUGGUGCAGCCGCUGCCGGCGCAAAAGGCGGUGAUCCUGGGCUCGCCGCUCAAGAGCGGCGGCGGCGGCGGCGGCGGCCGCGAGCCGCCGGAGCCCUUUGCUUGA
Messenger RNA from Monoraphidium neglectum, 1068 nucleotides. RefSeq lists its product as hypothetical. The record is from RefSeq and is a predicted model, not a curated record. NCBI's taxonomy places the organism in Eukaryota, Viridiplantae, Chlorophyta, Chlorophyceae, Sphaeropleales, Selenastraceae. The transcript is spliced from 3 exons. Bases 1 to 1068 code for a protein of 355 amino acids.